Sporothrix brasiliensis 5110 is the source of this 651-nucleotide messenger RNA. RefSeq names its product thioesterase family protein. Gene Ontology annotation, molecular function: fatty acyl-CoA hydrolase activity. The coding region runs from base 1 to 651 and encodes 216 amino acids. NCBI's taxonomy places the organism in Eukaryota, Fungi, Ascomycota, Sordariomycetes, Ophiostomatales, Ophiostomataceae. The transcript has a single exon. The record is from RefSeq and is a predicted model, not a curated record.
AUGGACCCUGCCGCCACCCUCACGCACGUCCGUGCCCACUGGGCCAGCAUCCUGCCCAGCUCCCCCAUCUACAGCCUCUUCUUCGCUGGUAUCCGCAUCGCAGACGCCCGCCGUGAAGACGUCGGCAGCGAGUCGUCGAGCGGCGGCCGCAUACUCGCCCGCCUCCCUGUGGGCGGAAUUCAUGUUAACUCCAAGAACAUCCUGCACGGCGCCGUGUCGGCCGCCCUCGUCGACUGGGCCGGCGGCAUGGCCAUUGCGGCGGCGACGGGGCGCAGCCAGACGGGCGUGAGCGUCGACAUUCACAUUAGCUAUGUGGCGGCCGCGCGGGUGGGCGACGAGCUGGAGAUUGAGGCGUGGGUGCAGCGCGUGGGCGGGACGCUGGCGUACACGUCGGUCGAGAUUCGGCGUCGAAAGCUGCCGCCGUUGCCGUCCAACGGCGACGACAGCCACGACGGCAGCCAAGACGGCGAUCACAAGAAGGUCGACCCCUACGCCGUCGCAAAGACACGAGGCCCUGUGGUCGCCAGGGGCAGCCACACCAAGUAUGUCGCCUAUGGAGAACCAAGGAAAGUUCCGCCGGCAGCAGAGACCAAGCCAGAGGCAGCAGAGACAACAGAGACUGGGGAGCACCGAUCAAGAAAGAGAGUAUAA